AUGUCUACAGUCGAGCAUCAAGAAGCCGACAUUGAUUCCAUAGUCGAUAGAUUAUUGGAAGUUAGAGGUUCAAGACCUGGUAAACAAGUCACCCUCUUAGAACAUGAAAUCAGAUAUUUAUGUACAAGAGCAAGAGAAAUCUUUAUCCGACAACCAAUUUUAUUGGAAUUGGAAGCUCCAAUCAAAAUUUGUGGAGAUAUUCAUGGUCAAUAUUAUGAUUUAUUAAGAUUAUUCGAAUAUGGUGGAUUUCCUCCAGAAGCAAAUUAUUUGUUUUUAGGAGAUUAUGUCGAUAGAGGUAAACAAUCAUUAGAAACAAUUUGCCUUUUGUUGGCCUAUAAAAUUAAAUAUCCUGAAAAUUUCUUUAUUCUUAGAGGUAAUCAUGAAUGUGCUUCUAUUAAUAGAAUUUAUGGAUUUUAUGAUGAAUGUAAAAGAAGAUAUAAUAUUAAAUUAUGGAAAACUUUCACAGAUUGUUUUAACUGUUUACCAAUUGCAGCUAUAAUUGAUGAAAAAAUAUUCACAAUGCAUGGUGGGCUUUCUCCAGAUUUAAAUUCAAUGGAACAAAUUAGAAGAGUUAUGAGACCUACUGAUAUUCCAGAUGUUGGAUUAUUAUGUGAUUUAUUAUGGUCUGAUCCUGAUAAAGAUAUUAGUGGAUGGUCAGAAAAUGAUAGAGGGGUAUCCUUUACUUUCGGUCCUGAUGUGGUUUCAAGAUUUUUACAAAAGCAUGAUAUGGAUUUAAUUUGUCGUGCUCAUCAAGUCGUUGAAGAUGGUUAUGAAUUCUUUUCAAAGAGACAAUUAGUUACCUUAUUCUCUGCUCCAAAUUAUUGUGGUGAAUUCGAUAAUGCCGGAGCAAUGAUGAGUGUUGAUGAAUCCUUAUUAUGUUCUUUCCAAAUUUUAAAACCUGCUGAAAAGAAACCAAGGUAUCCACCUCCAAAUGCUGCAAUGAAUAGAACUGGAGCCACUCCAAGAAAGCCUAAAAAGGGUACUAAAUAG
Scheffersomyces amazonensis is the source of this 990-nucleotide messenger RNA. RefSeq names its product type 1 serine/threonine-protein phosphatase catalytic subunit (gene GLC7). NCBI's taxonomy places the organism in Eukaryota, Fungi, Ascomycota, Pichiomycetes, Serinales, Debaryomycetaceae. Bases 1 to 990 code for a protein of 329 amino acids. Gene Ontology annotation, biological process: regulation of mitotic cell cycle; chromosome segregation. The transcript has a single exon. The record is from RefSeq and is a predicted model, not a curated record. Gene Ontology annotation, cellular component: cytoplasm; nucleus. Gene Ontology annotation, molecular function: protein serine/threonine phosphatase activity.